UGACUCCACCCCAUUGGCAGAGAGCGACAGGGCGACGUGGGCUCUCACGUGUUUCCCCAGCGCUCUCGCCGGCCGGACAAGCGCGGAGCGUCGCUUCCGGGUUCAGCCGCUAUUUAUUCUACUCCCCGGCAACCCAGCCAGCAGCCCGACGCCACGCGGAUUCCAAAUUCACCCACUCCUCCACGCUUCUUCGAGAUCGCUCACUCCAUCACCCACCCGCCGGGCAGCCGGAGGCCCGGAGCAAUGGGGAGCACGGGGCGCGAGGCGGAGCUGACCCGCGCCGACUUCCCCGACGGCUUCGUCUUCGGCGUCGCCACCUCCGCCUACCAGAUUGAGGGAGCAAGAAGGGAGGCAGGCAAAGGAGAUAACAUUUGGGAUGUCUUCACAGAAGACAAAGAACGGAUCUUAGACAGAAGCAAUGCAGAUGUUGCAGUUGAUCAUUACCAUCGGUACAAGGAAGACAUUGAGCUCAUGGCCAGUUUGGGUUUUUGUGCUUAUAGAUUUUCCAUAUCUUGGGCACGUAUAUUUCCUGAUGGACUGGGGGGAAAGGUCAAUGAGCAAGGAGUUGCCUUCUAUAACGACCUCAUCAAUUUUAUGAUCGCAAAAGGAAUUGAACCUUACGCAACUCUCUAUCAUUGGGAUCUUCCAUACAAUCUUCAAAAGACUCUGGGGGGAUGGCUUUCCGACAAGAUUGUGGAGUACUUUGCAUUGUAUGCAGAAGCUUGCUUUGCAAAUUUUGGAGACAGAGUAAAGCAUUGGAUAACAAUCAAUGAGCCUCUUCAAACUGCAGUUAAUGGUUAUGGGAUUGGAGUUUUUGCACCUGGAGGAUGCGAAGGUGAAACUUCUAGAUGUUACUUGGCCGCUCAUCACCAAAUCUUGGCUCAUGCUGCUGCUGUUGAUGUUUACAGAAGGAAAUUCAAGGCUGCACAAGGUGGUGAAGUAGGGCUGGUUGUCGAUUGUGAAUGGGCAGAGCCAUUUUCUGAGAAAGUGGAAGAUCAAAUUGCUGCAGAACGGAGGCUUGACUUUCAACUUGGAUGGUACCUAGAUCCAAUAUAUUUCGGUGAUUACCCAGAAAGCAUGCGUCAGCGGCUGGGCAAUGAUCUUCCAACCUUCUCGGAGAAAGAUAAAGAAUUCAUGAGGAACAAAAUUGAUUUUAUUGGACUAAACCAUUACACCUCGAGAUUCAUUGCUCAUCAUCCGGACCCAGAAGAUAUUUAUUUCUAUCGAGUACAACAAGCGGAGAGAAUAGAACAAUGGAAUAGUGGUGAAAAAAUUGGUGAAAGGGCUGCAUCUGAAUGGCUUUUCAUAGUUCCUUGGGGUCUUCGUAAAUUACUUACUUAUAUAGCAAAGAGAUAUGAAAAUCCAGCAAUUUAUGUAACUGAGAAUGGCAUGGAUGAGGAAGACGAUCAAUCAGCAACACUUGACCAGGUCUUAAAUGACACAACGAGAGUUGGUUACUUCAAAGGAUACCUCGCUUCAGUUGCACAAGCAAUCAAGGAUGGAGCUGAUGUUCGUGGAUACUUUGCGUGGUCAUUCUUGGACAACUUUGAGUGGGCUAUGGGAUACACCAAGAGGUUCGGCAUUGUUUAUGUCGAUUACAAGAACGGGCUCUCCAGGCAUCCUAAAGCAUCAGCCCUGUGGUUCUCGCGCUUCUUGAAGGGCGAGGCUGCUGAAAACAAAGCUGACACAGACUGAGCGAACCCACAGCAAGUAAAGGAACAUUACACAUCCAGUAAAUGUUUCUCCUGUUGUUGUAUCUUACAGUGACCGCCAGUGUAUGUAUUCAUCAUAAUAAUCUCAUAUGUGCUAUGUAGUCUGUCAUUGAUCCAACACUAGCUCAAAUGAAUUCUCGAAGAAUCAGAACUCCGCACCAGUAAGUUUCGAGUUCAUUCCAGGCAGCACUCAUUUGCAGAUAA
Molecule: messenger RNA, 1916 nt
Organism: Phragmites australis (common reed)
Lineage: Eukaryota; Viridiplantae; Streptophyta; Magnoliopsida; Poales; Poaceae
Product: beta-glucosidase 4
Exons: 13
Coding region: 244-1695 (483 amino acids)
Biological process (GO): cellulose catabolic process
Molecular function (GO): beta-glucosidase activity
Source: RefSeq, a predicted model, not a curated record